CCCCCUCCCCUCCCCCCCGGACCCUGCCAAGGUGCGGAGGGGCUUAGAAGAAAUACUUCCAGUCCAAGGGGGAUCCAGGGGGGGGCGAGUGUAAUGUCCGGGACCGGGAUUUACCGGGUGUCCUUCCGCAACAUGUGGGACAAGGACAAUGUAUUGAAGAAAAAGGAUCAUAAAAUUUCUUUAAAAGCCCCAGAAGGUGCUGAUCCAGUGUAUGUGGACCUGAGAUUAUCUGAGGAAGAGGAUGGGAGCCCAGUGAAUAUGGAGGCCGAGACUUACAGCGAGAGGAAGGAAGAGCCUCAUAGAGUUCCCCAGACAGCUGCCCCCCCGGGGCAAAGGGGAGUGAGUUCAACCCAACUGGAUCCUUCUCAGGAGAUAUUCCCUGAGGUCACUGCGUUUAUAGGCCCCGCCUUCCGCGCAUUGUUGGAAAGUGCAAUGGAAAAGAAAUUAUUUGCAUCUGUUAAAGUGAGAAACGGAUCCGACGGGAAACUGGAGGUGACCGGCUCCUUCUCCGCAAUUAAACAGGUGCACGACUAUCUGAGGGGGCAAAUAAUGGGCCCCAGUGACCCCAGCUUCCUGCCCUCUGAUGGGGGUAACGGGCCCCCAGCGCAAGGGGAAGAUACAGUCUCCGUUCCGCCAGGUUUAUACCAGUACUUUAUGGAAAUCUACCCGGAUACGGUUGAAAAGAUAAGGAACCGAUUUAAGGUGGAAAUGAGGGAUUCCAGCAGCUCCUCGGGGAACGAAAUACGUUUUAUUCCAAUGGGGUCCGAUUCCAGCGCCGAGAAAGCCGGUCGGUGUUUCACCGACGCCAUUCAGAAGAUAAUCGCAGACUGGAGUCAGAUAAUAGUGAAAUUAAGUGAAACGAAGGUGCCGGCGAGUGAGGUCGGGCGCAGAGUGCGGGAACAUUGCGGCAAAACGCAGACCAUAAUGGAGGGGGACACGGUGACGCUGAGGGGCCCCGAGCGGGAAUUAGCCCAGGCCAAGAGGCUGUUAGAGGAGGGUCCGACUGAGCCCCCCGCGCCCCACAGGGUCAUUCCCAUCUCCAUCGGCAACAUGAGCCGAGACCUGAGCGUCAGCGGGAGCCAAUGGGAGAUCCUGAAGGAGCUGAAAGCCAAUCAGAUUCGGGAAAUAGAAGAUAAAUACGAUGUAACCAUAACGGCGAGUGGAAAUAACGGGGAUAAAGGGAAAGUACAGAUCCGUUUCUGCCCCAGGAAUGGGCCCCCCGACCUCGCGCCCCACGCCUGCCAGAUCUUCCUCUGUCUCUGGCACAAAACUCUCUCCAACAUCAUCACGAGAGAAAUCAAAGUGAAACCAGAAUUUCCGGAAACCCAAUUGUCUUCAGUCCAGGAGCGGCUCAUACAGAACCAGAUAGAGAUCAUCAGUACCUGGCACAACGGAUCCCUGGAUCUGAUUGGGUCCCCGGGUAACAUACACGCGGCCGAGAAGUUGUUGGGUCAGUGGCUAAAUGGCGGUGCCUCCGGCGCAGAGGGGGAGGAGCCAAUGGACACGGGCGAGGGCCCAUCCACCGAAGUAAGAAAGAAACCUGAGGAAGAGGAGGAUAAGUGCCCCAUCUGUAUGUGUGAGCCGAAACCCAAACUGGUGCUGGAGAAAUGCAAACACGUCAUCUGUGCCGGGUGUUGGGAAGAAACCAAGAAGCACAAACCAGUCUGCCCAGUGUGUAACGUCCCAUACGGACUGGUCACAGGGAACCAACCUGACGGCACAAUGACCCACUCAACAUCCAACAUGCCAUUGUCCGGCUAUCGCUGCGGCACCAUAACCAUUAACUAUUCUUUCCCAAAUGGGGUACAGGGGGAAGCCCACCCCAACCCCAGGCAGCCAUAUUAUGGCACCCACCGUACCGCCUACCUACCUGAUAAUGAGGAGGGGAGGGAGAUCCUGCGGCUGCUGCAGAAAGCCUUUCAGCGGAAACUGGUGUUCACCAUUGGGGAGUCGCGCACCACCGGCGCCAAGAACACUGUCACCUGGAACGACAUUCACCAUAAAACCAACACGUUUGGCGGGCCAGAAAGGUUUGGGUAUCCGGAUCCUGAUUAUCUGAAACGGGUCCGGGACGAGCUGAAGGCCAAAGGCGUUGAGUGAUCCGCUGGGGGGCCCUGCUCAGGAGAUCCUGGGGCCACAUUUAUGGGGGUUGAGGGAUCCGUCGGGGGGCCCUGCUCAGGAGAUCCUGGGGCUACAUUUAUGGGGGUUGAGGGAUCCAUCGGGGGCCCUGCUCAGGAGAUCCUGGGGCUACAUUUAUGGGGGUUGAGUGAUCCGCUGGGGGGCCCUGCUCAGGAGAUCCUGGGGCCACAUUUAUGGGAAAUUCAAUGAAUCAGUGAUUAAUGGGUGGGGAAUUUAGGGUAAAUUGUGGGUGCAAAUCUUGGUUAUAGAUAGAAUUAGGGAAAUAUUUUCUCCAAAUCAGAGCUGGGCCCGGGGGUCUCCCCUCACCUACUGCCGUCUCUUUACUUUCUAUAGCACCCCCCCUGCUUGUUACCCCAACUUACCCCAUCAUCUGCGGGGGGCUGCUCCUACUUGCACCAGUAGGAAGCCGGGAUGGGGGGGGGGUGUUUGUUGUUUUAUCUGUUGGAAUGCCAAUACCCCUAUUGCCCCCCUAUUUACAACAAAGAGCACAGGGGCCGGCAGCCAUUCUUCACAUACCCCACUCAAAGUGCAAAUAAAUAGCCAAUCACAGCCGUUUAUUCGCACUCUGUGUGGGGGCACUGUAAGUGACCCCUAAAGAUUCUCCCUAAAAUGAAUUAAAGCUGAGGCUGCUCAGUGAUUGGCUGUCAGUAUGUUGGUGACCAAUAGCAAUCCAUAUCACAAAUGGGUGGAUCAGUAGGGCGGAGCUAUUGUUGGAAGGAUGGAGCACUGUGAUAGGCCCGUUGUUGAGCAGAGUUGCCCCUAGCGGUGCCGGUGGCACAGGGGGUGCUGUGUAUCAGCUGUUUGAGUAAUUAUCUACGUGGUUGCUAUGGGUUACUAGUGCAAAGGUGUGUGCCUUUAAUUAUAUUUGCCCCUAAUUACCCUUGGCUCAGUCUCUAAUUAACCAGUUUCUGAUUUAAUAAUAAUAAUGAUUUUAAGGGACAUUUGUAAAUGCAGUGAAAGUGACCCCCCCCCCCCCCCGUUCCUUUUGGUUCAGCCCAACCCUGGGGGGGGGGUGAGUGGUGCAAAGUACUUACUGGGUGCGACACGCCCGCACUCCCAUGAUCCUCACUGCUAAUCUGGGGGUGUAACUUACACAGGGUGCAGGGUUCCCAGAACUGACACAGGUUAUACAAAGGGUCUCCUAGCAACCGUGGUACCUUAGGGGCCAAACAGAGGAAUCCAGGAGCAUCACCAAUAGAAUGUCUGUGUGGGCACCAAUAGGAUUCUACUCAUGUUCUGCUCCGGGCCCCUCACUGCCAUAGCAACGGGAAGAGAUCUAUUGGCUACGGCUUCAUAGUUACACGGCAGAACCCUAUUGGUUUGCACAUUCGAGGGGCCCCUGGGGGCCAGUUAUUUGUUACCUGUGUCUGUGGUUAAACUGAUCCCAAUAAAUCUGCUUGUUCCAUGGAA
Xenopus tropicalis (tropical clawed frog) is the source of this 3549-nucleotide messenger RNA. It is a transcript of the gene dtx3l, whose product is annotated as deltex E3 ubiquitin ligase 3L. Gene Ontology annotation, molecular function: ubiquitin protein ligase activity. NCBI's taxonomy places the organism in Eukaryota, Metazoa, Chordata, Amphibia, Anura, Pipidae. The record is from RefSeq and is a predicted model, not a curated record. The transcript is spliced from 5 exons. Gene Ontology annotation, biological process: Notch signaling pathway; protein ubiquitination. Gene Ontology annotation, cellular component: cytoplasm. Bases 94 to 2100 code for a protein of 668 amino acids.